AUGCCCGAAGCCCUUCUGAAGCCUCCGAAACGAGUCCUCGGCGAUGCCACCAGGAUUCGUGGAAGCCUUCAGCCUGUGUCGCCCAAUGCCGUGAAAAAACGGAAGCUUGAAUCCGAUCAACCCAACAUAAUCACAAAACCUCGCCUGCAUGAUGGGUUUCGGAAACCUGCUACGCCUAUUUCCAGCCAGUCUCAACCCAAGAGCCAAUUCGUCGAAGAGGUUUUGGAGAAAUUAACUCAAGAUAUCAGCGGGCUCAAGGAGUCCAAUGCUGAGAAAGAUCAACAAUGGGAACGCCCUAGCCUAGGUGAUUUUGAUUCAACUAGAGACUCGCUUUGCUUCCAGCAGAUUGAAGCUGAGGAGGGCAGGUUCUCAGGUGGCCAAACUGCAGUCAAGUUGUUUGGUGUGACAGAGGCCGGCCAUUCUGUCCUCCUACAUGUUACCGAUUUCAAGCACUAUUUAUACGUUGCGGCGCCUGUUUCCUUUACGACUUCAGACUGCGGGCCGUUUCAGGCGUUUCUUGAGACCAAAAUAGCACACCACCAGGAAGUUAUACAUUCAGUGACGAUGGGAAUGAAAGAAAAUCUCUUUGGAUUCCAGGGUAAUCAGCGAAAUCCUUACCUGAAAAUCACGGUGACGGAUCCGAAACAUAUCAAUGUCGUCCGAUCGAUCAUUGAGAAUGGAGAUGGGAAUUAUAAAGGUCUUUGGAAAGUUAUCGAUGGCAUUCUCACCUUCGACAAUAUCCAGUAUAUCUUGCGUUUCAUGAUUGACACUGGUAUUUCCGGCAUGUCCUGGGUCGAAGUGCCUCCCUCCAAAUAUAAAAUCGUCCCUGCACAUGCCAGGCAAUCAAAUUGUCAAAUAGAGGCAACCGUGUCCUACCGUGACCUGAUAGCCCAUCCCCACGAUGGUGAAUGGGCAAAAAUGGCCCCUCUGAGAAUUUUAUCUUUUGACAUCGAAUGCGCAGGAAGAAAAGGCGUUUUUCCAGAAGCUCAUCAGGACCCAGUGAUUCAGAUUGCCAAUAUCGUUACAAGAUAUGGGGAAUCCAAACCUUUCGUUCGAAACGUAUUCGUUUUGGAUACCUGCAGUCUGAUAGUCAACACUCAGAUUUUGGAGUUUGACGAUGAGAGAAAGAUGCUCAUGGCCUGGAAAGACUUUCUGCAGAAGGUUGACCCUGAUGUGAUUAUCGGCUACAACAUUGCAAACUUUGACUUUCCCUAUUUACUUGACCGGGCGAAGCACCUGGAUUGCAGCGGAUUUCCAUACUGGUCAAGGCUGAAGUCGGCGAUCUCACAAUCGAAGGAUUCCAACUUCUCAAGUAAACAGAUGGGCAACCGAGAUACCAAAUCCACUAACACUAAUGGAAGAAUCCAACUUGAUCUUUUACAGUUGGUUCAACGUGACCAUCAGCUUCGCAGCUAUACUCUAAAUUCCGUGUGCUCCCAUUUUUUGGGUGAACAGAAAGAAGAUGUGCAUCAUACGAUGAUCACAGAGCUUUUUAAUGGCACACCUGAUUCACGGCGACGCUUAGCGGUUUAUUGCUUAAAGGAUGCCUACCUCCCUCAGCGAUUAAUGGACAAACUGAUGUGUCUGGUGAAUUAUACUGAAAUGGCUAGAGUCACUGGGGUGCCCUUUAAUUACCUCCUAUCCCGUGGACAGCAGGUCAAGUUUAUAUCUCAACUUUUUCGAAAAGCUUUGGAGCAGAACUUGGUUAUUCCAAAUCUACGAAAUGAGGGUGGUGAGGAACAGUACGAAGGCGCCACUGUCAUUGAACCGGUCAGAGAUUACUACGAUGUUCCAAUCGCCACGCUAGAUUUUGCGUCUCUAUACCCUAGUAUCAUUCAAGCACACAACCUCUGCUAUACAACCCUCCUUAAUAAAACUAGUGUGGAAAAACUCAAAUUGAAGAAAGAUGAAGAUUAUAUCGUUACACCAAAUGGCGACAUGUUUUGCACCGCCCAUGUUCGCAAAGGCCUUUUAAGCCAAAUUCUAGAGGAGUUAUUAUCCGCGAGAAAACGAGCAAAGAAAGAGCUUGCCGUCGAAACUGACCCGUUUAAAAAAGCUGUCUUGAAUGGCCGUCAACUGGCCCUUAAAAUCAGCGCAAACAGCGUGUACGGCAUCACUGGUGCUAGUAACGGGAAGCUCCCCUGCCUAGCUAUUGCGAGUAGCACAACCAGUUAUGGCCGACAAAUGAUUGAAAGGACAAAAGAUGAAGUCGAGAAGCGGUAUACGAUAGCGAACGGAUAUGCACACGAUGCAAAGGUCAUUUAUGGAGACACCGACUCUGUUAUGGUUAAAUUUGGUGUUCAAGAACUGUCCGAAGCGAUGAAGCUUGGGCAAGAAGCUGCCGAUUUUGUUUCAGCGAAAUUCUUGAAGCCGAUCAAACUUGAAUUUGAAAAGGCCUCUUCUGGACGAAUCCAGACAAGUAUGAUAAAAUGGAUAGCAAAGGUAUUGAAACUGUUCGACGAGACAACUGCCGGUUGGUUCAAACAGUUAUCGAGACUGUUCUGA
Molecule: messenger RNA, 2505 nt
Organism: Uncinocarpus reesii 1704
Lineage: Eukaryota; Fungi; Ascomycota; Eurotiomycetes; Onygenales; Onygenaceae
Product: DNA polymerase delta catalytic subunit
Exons: 4
Coding region: 1-2505 (834 amino acids)
Biological process (GO): base-excision repair, gap-filling; nucleotide-excision repair, DNA gap filling; DNA-templated DNA replication
Cellular component (GO): delta DNA polymerase complex
Molecular function (GO): nucleotide binding; 3'-5'-DNA exonuclease activity; DNA-directed DNA polymerase activity
Source: RefSeq, a predicted model, not a curated record